AGCUACAAACGUUCCUAACUUAACCCCAACUCUCAACUAACCUAAUAAACAUUUUGCAACAAUGUAAUCGGUUCUUUAAUUUAACGCGGGCGCACGUGGCUUCAACCACCUUGGUGCAAUAAACAUCGCGAGAGGAAUGGGACUGUCCUUUGGUAGGAUAAAUCACUUAAAAGAACGCAUGUUCUCUCCGAAAAAUUUGUUGUACACAAAUAUCGGCCUGUCGAUUUCUCUCUCCGGCCUAGGAGACGUUUUGGAGCAACAUCACGAGAUAUUAAAGGGCGAAUGGGACAGAUGGUGUUUCACCAGAACGAGAAAUAUGUCCUUAUCUGGCAUGUCCAUCGGAAUAGUUUGUCAUUACUGGUAUAAUUUUUUAGACGCCAGAAUGGCUGGACGCACCAUCGGUAUGGUUUUGAAAAAAGUGGUUGUAGAUCAACUAAUUGGCUCGCCCCUCUGUAUAAGCACUUUCUUUUUAACGCUGGCCCUACUCGAGAAUAGCAGUUUCGCUGAAUUUAAAGAUGAAAUCAGAAGCAAAGCGCACAAACUGUACAUAGCAGAAUGGAUCAUAUGGCCGCCGGCCCAAGUCAUUAACUUUUACUUUCUUCCCACGCGAUACAGGGUGUUUUACGAUAAUACGAUAUCUCUCGGUUAUGAUGUGUACACCAGCCAUGUGAAACACAAUGGCCAGGCAGCUAAUAGAUGAUACUAUUUCAAUUAGUAAGGUAUUUUGCAAAAUUACAAAUACAAAAUACAAUUUAGACAACAAAUGAAACAGGACUUGCUUUCCUUACACUGUAUAUGUAUAUAUACAUUUAUUAGACUACAAAGUUGAAUAAUUUUACAAGCUUGUAAAUACACAAGUUGUGUAAGAUACAAAAUCGAACUAAAAAAUUGCAAUAAAUGUUUGAAAUAUA
Molecule: messenger RNA, 911 nt
Organism: Vollenhovia emeryi
Lineage: Eukaryota; Metazoa; Arthropoda; Insecta; Hymenoptera; Formicidae
Product: mpv17-like protein 2
Exons: 3
Coding region: 137-700 (187 amino acids)
Biological process (GO): mitochondrial ribosome assembly
Cellular component (GO): cytoplasm; membrane
Source: RefSeq, a predicted model, not a curated record